UUUUGAACGAGUUAAUAGAUACUGCGAAAACAUCUCUCGUUGCGAACGUCGGCAGAGUUUUGAUCGAAGAACAGUUCUAAAUGUCUGGAGAGGGUUCUGAUCAUACUGUGGUGAUAAAAUGGAGCGGUCAAGAGUUCAGACUGUCUUUACCAAAAGAUGCCACGGUAGGGGAUCUAAAGAAAGCCACACAAGCCGCCACCGGUGUCCUGCCAGAGCGGCAGAAAUUACUCGGGCUGAAAUUCAAAGGGAAACCACCAGGAGAUGAUGUGGCAUUGACAGAUAUGAAAUUAAAACCCUCCACGAAAAUCAUGAUGAUGGGCAGCCGAGAGGAAGAAUUGGAUAAAGUCAAAGAGGUCCCAAAGGACCUUCCUGAAGUAGUCAAUGACUUUGACAUAGAAGAGGAAGAAAUAGCAAUAGAGAACAGAGAGGAAUAUCUUGCCAAAAUAGAGCGCCGGAUCAAAGAGUAUAAAAUCAAUGUUUUGAAUGAACCAAGGGAAGGGAAGAAACUCUUGGUGCUAGACAUUGAUUACACCUUGUUUGACCAUAGAUCUGUAGCAGAGACAGCUAACGAGCUGAUGAGGCCCUUCUUACACGAGUUUCUAGAGUCGGCUUAUGAAAACUAUGACAUUGUCAUAUGGUCUGCCACGGGUAUGAAAUGGGUGGAGGUCAAAAUGAAGGAGCUAGGAGUGACCUCUCACCCCAACUACAAGAUCUGCUUCAUGCUGGACAGCCUAGCCAUGAUCAGUGUCCACACACCAAAAUAUGGAGUCAUUGAGGUGAAACCCUUAGGGGUCAUUUGGGGUAAAUAUGAACAAUGGAGUGCUAAAAAUACCAUCAUGUUUGAUGAUAUCAGGAGAAAUUUCAUCAUGAACCCCCAGACAGGACUCAGGAUAAGGGCCUUUAGGGAGGCUCAUUUCAACAGAGACAAAGACAGAGAGUUACUGAAGCUGUCAAAAUACCUGAAACAUAUUGCUGCUCUAGAAGAUUUCACAGAUUUGAACCACCGCCAUUGGGAAAGGUACAGACCUAAAAGAAAGCAUGAACAUACAGACUCCACAGAGCGACAGUUGAAGGAAUCAGGAGAUACCUGAGUCAUCCAUGAUAUUUAUCAUCAGCAGGGACAACUUUGCGAAAGACUUGAUCUGUGGUUCAAGCAAAACCCUAGAUGUACGCCAGGCCUCGCUGCAGAGAUUUGAUUGGAUUGACCAAUCCAUUGACUUGCUUGCGAUACACGGAUUACUUGUAUGUUUCUGAUGUCUGUGUUUUGAGUGUAUGGACCUGAGAAUUCCAGAGAGCACAGAUAAAAUGUAUGCUUAAUAUUUAAAAAUUAAAACGUAGGUUAUGGAACACAAGUGAAUCAUUUGAUACCAAAGUUUGUUACUGUCUGCAACACCAAUUGUCAUUCUGAUUACUGUUAAAGACAUGAAGAAUGAAAUAGUUCUUCAUCAGUAAAAUGUACAAUUGCUUCAGUACUUUUUUAAAGUUUUAUGCAAUACGUUGUAACUUUAUUUCGUUACACAGGUACAUGUAGCAAUAUCGUAUUUAAUUUGUCAGCCUGACUUUCACGGAAUGAACUGUUCGUUUUUGUCAACUGAAUGUUAACUGAAAAAUCUGGAAUGGACCGUAUGAUAUAAAUCGCCCAUUCAGUAUUCAAUCGCCUUUUAGUUAAUAUUCAGGUUAUGUUUAAGUUAGCUUUAAAUCACUUAUUAGUUAAUAUUCAGUCACCUUAAAGUUAACAUUCAGUCACCUCUCAGUAACAUUCAUUCACCUGUCAUUUAACAUUUAGUCACCUAGAAGUUAACAAUUCAGUCGUUUUUCUGUUGAAUAAUCAAGAAAGUUACAUAUUGCCUGUAUUCUUUUUUCAACGAAGAAUGAAUUGUAUACUAUAAA
Molecule: messenger RNA, 1890 nt
Organism: Magallana angulata
Lineage: Eukaryota; Metazoa; Mollusca; Bivalvia; Ostreida; Ostreidae
Product: ubiquitin-like domain-containing CTD phosphatase 1
Exons: 9
Coding region: 81-1091 (336 amino acids)
Biological process (GO): protein dephosphorylation
Cellular component (GO): nucleus
Molecular function (GO): protein serine/threonine phosphatase activity; protein binding
Source: RefSeq, a predicted model, not a curated record